AUGCACAAGCUCAAAUGGAUUCCAGUCGAAGAACUGUCACGAAAGGAGCUGAACAAACAAAAGCAGCUUAUAAAUCAAUGUAUGAACCAGAAUCCCGAGUUCUUAGAGCAGCUUGUAGAAGAACAUGGGCCCUUCCCUCUUUUGUGGGAUUUCAACGUUGCCGCUAGAGCAAGAGUGCAAGGAUGUUCGAAGCGGGUGAAAGGGCCAGCACUCACGGUCACCCGCAGUGAACACCCUAUGGGCCUUCACUCGAGGGAGGCGGUCAGGGCUGCCAUCGAGAGCCACCGACCAGUGGUAGGAUGCCAUGCUGGCCCCUCCACAGCGUUUGCUGUCCCCCUCCGACCAGACCUUCCAAUUCCCAAGCCCCUCCCCGGAGCGGUAGCAGUGCCACUGCACGUCCAUGGGCAGCAUGCAAGCACACCAUUUUCCUGGGUCCAGCCAGGCCCUGCUGCACCAUGGACGAGGCCUACGCUGCUACAACCCUUUCCCAUUCCACCACCACCGCCGCUGCCUUUCCCGCAACUGCCAACACGACCUCCGCCAACCCUCCCAAUCCAAACCCCUCGCGUGAUCAAAUGUGGACCACGGACUCAUCACCUCCUUUCGUUUCUUCUUGUAAAGUUUGUGAUACGUGUUCUGAACUCGGGUAUCUUCGUUGAAGUGCAAGAGCUGGCUCCGACUUUGUACGGGUACUAA
Molecule: messenger RNA, 696 nt
Organism: Cantharellus anzutake
Lineage: Eukaryota; Fungi; Basidiomycota; Agaricomycetes; Cantharellales; Hydnaceae
Exons: 3
Coding region: 1-696 (231 amino acids)
Source: RefSeq, a predicted model, not a curated record